Staurois parvus is the source of this 306-nucleotide messenger RNA. Lineage: Eukaryota; Metazoa; Chordata; Amphibia; Anura; Ranidae. The record is from the annotation of a GenBank genome assembly.
CCUUUGGACACAGCGGAUCACCGAUCACGGAAAGAGCCAAAGAUGUUGGCUCGGUCAUGUGAUCAGCUGUGUCCAAUCACUGCUGAUCACAUUGAAGCCCCAGCAGUGCCACCUGUCAGUGUCCAUCAGUGCCUUUUGUCAGUGCUCAUCAGUGCCACAUCAAUGCCACAUAUAAGUGCCUACCAGUGCACAUCAAUGCCACAUAUCAGUGCCCAUCUGAGCUGCCUUUCAGUGUCACCCAUCAGUGCCAGUCAGUGCCACCUAUCAAUGCCAAUCAGUGCCACCUAUCAGUGCUGCCAAUCAGUG